UCUCAAAUACGAAUGAAAAAAUUUGGACGAGGGAUAAAAAAAAAUUUGUCCAAAGAUAAAGUGAAAAUAAAAUCAUAAUUGUUGUUUUCAAUUAUACAAUGUGUCAAGUGGGUGGAUGUUAAUUAUCUGCCAAUAACUCUCGAGAAAAAAAAUUGUGAGACAAGUAAAACAUAAGAGAAUUACUUAAAUAAGUAAUUUUAUAUUACUUUUUUUGACCGAGUAAUUUUUUUAUCGCCAUCGCAGUGAGAUCUGAUAAUCGAGAAGUGUGUGCAGGCCAUACAAAAGUUACUCGGUCGGUAAGAUUAAGUUUUAGAUCUACGACGAAAUUCCAGUAGCUAGCCGGUGUUAAUUCAACGCAACCCUGGUAAUAACUUAGACCGUAGGUAAUAAAUUCGCAACUCGUCUAGUCAGCGAUGAAAAGUUAUAUCGCAUUGUGCUGUGAUGUUCGCGUGUUUCUGCAAAUGUGAAUGAUUUUAGUGAAAAUCACCGACGGGGCUAAAAAGAUGCUAUGGCUGCCUCGGGAUCACGGGAAAAUGAGGAGGACCUAAACGGAGACUCGGGGUCCGAAGCGAGCAGCAUCUUCCAGUCUGGAUCUGUUAUUUCAACUGUACCUGACAGGCAUGGCUUUCUGGGAGGAGCGCAGUAUAGUCCUGAACCAAGACAGAUUGUGCCGCCAGAGGUAAUACUUCGAAGGGAGCGAAAAUGGCUACGAAUGUUGGGAAAAUGGAACAACUUUAUGUCAGCAAACUAUCGCAAAGUCAGAGAGAGAUGUCGGAAGGGAAUACCACCAUCUGUGAGGCCACGUGCAUGGCUCUACCUCUGCGGAGGAAAACUGCUGAUGGAUGAAAACCCGCACUUAUAUGCAGAGCUGAUUGCCAGACCUGGAGAUCCAAAGUACAUUGAAGAUAUACGGAAGGAUCUUCACCGGCAGUUUCCUCAGCAUGAAAUGUUUGUUGAGAAUGCACCUGGCCAACAAGAAUUGUUCCAAGUUCUCAAGGCCUACUCCAUUCUCAACAGCAAAGUCGGCUACUGUCAAGCUCAGGCACCCAUCGCAGCAUUUUUACUCAUGCAUAUGCCCGCUGUACAGGCCUUUUGGUGUCUCGUCGCGGUCUGCGACAAGUAUUUAGUGGGUUACUACAGUCAAGGCAUGGAAACACUGCAGCGUGACGGAGACAUUUUGUUUGCACUUCUAAAGAGGGUGUCUCCAGUUGCUUACAAACAUUUGAAGAAACAGAAGAUGGAGCCAAUUUUGUACAUGACUGAAUGGUUUCUAUGCGUUUAUACGCGAACAUUACCCUGGGAGAGCAUUUUGCGUGUUUGGGACAUGUUUCUUUGCGAAGGAGUAAAGAUUAUCUUCAAAGUUGGACUAGUUUUGCUCAAGGGUUGUCUGGGCCGCUCGACUCUCACCAAACACUGUCCAACCAUGUAUGAAACUCUUCAACAAUUGAGGAAUCCUCCUCACCAGCUCAUGGAGGAGGAGAUGCUCGUGAAUCAGAUUCAUAGACUGAAAUUGAGUGAAGAAGACUUUGAAUAUGAGCACCAGAGGCAAGUGGUUCGUAGAAAAUCGAAAGACCAAGCACCUCCGCAGCCUACGAUGAACGGAACUGACUGAUUGAAAAAAGAAAGCAUGAAAAUGGAAUCAACAGCUAUCAAGAAAAGCUCUUGAACAUAUUCCCUGAAAUACGAUGUGCCUUUUCCACAAGUAUAUCAUAUAGGUAUGCAUGUAUAUGUAAUGCACAGAGUAUGAAGUCUGUUCAUCAUAGUUAAUUGAAAUAUUAAUUCAUAUUAUUAUUAUUAUGUUAUUAAUUAUUAUUAUGUUAUUAAUUAUUAUAAUCUAUGUUGAAGAAUGAAAACACGGUGUUUUAUGCACAUUCCCGCAGUAGAUAAAUUACAUACUUAGUACCUUUGUUCUAUUCACAUUGUUAUUACGAUUGUUGAUAAUACAAAACAAGCACAAUA
This is a messenger RNA of Neodiprion fabricii, 1959 nucleotides long. It is a transcript of the gene wkd, whose product is annotated as TBC1 domain family member whacked. Bases 509 to 1612 code for a protein of 367 amino acids. The record is from RefSeq and is a predicted model, not a curated record. The transcript is spliced from 6 exons. NCBI's taxonomy places the organism in Eukaryota, Metazoa, Arthropoda, Insecta, Hymenoptera, Diprionidae.